This is a messenger RNA of Scomber scombrus (Atlantic mackerel), 3945 nucleotides long. Its product is annotated as voltage-dependent calcium channel subunit alpha-2/delta-4-like. The coding region runs from base 1 to 3945 and encodes 1314 amino acids. Gene Ontology annotation, cellular component: voltage-gated calcium channel complex. The transcript has 37 exons. Gene Ontology annotation, molecular function: voltage-gated calcium channel activity. Lineage: Eukaryota; Metazoa; Chordata; Actinopteri; Scombriformes; Scombridae. The record is from RefSeq and is a predicted model, not a curated record.
AUGGCGAGGAGCCCCAGAGUCCAGCUGUCUGAGGAGGAAGAGGAGGAAGAAGAGGAGCUUGGCCUCUCUCAGAUUAAACCCCAUAAAGCAGCCCUCACACCUGAUGGUCAACAUGGACUCGGUUUGAUCCAUCUAAGAGCUGAUAUCUCAGUUUGUGGAAUUGCCUCUUACAAUCCGAGCUGCGAGGAUCCGAUGUCAGGAGUUGGAAGCAGGAUGGAGGGGAAGAGGAAUAUCUUGAGGAUUCUGGGGAUUUUCUGCCUUUGGAUUACAGUUCAGGCUCAGAUGAAGAUCCCACCAGAGACUGGGCUGCCCAGGGUCUCGGAGGAGGCCAAUGAAGAACUAGAGGGUCCUCUGACAACAGAUGAAAUUCUUAAUGCGCUGCAGAGUAUGCAGGGGGGGAGGGCCCCUGGGAUCGAUGGGCUCCCACCGGAGUUCUACAAGGCUUUUUGGUGUGUUCUUCAGAGUGACAUUAUGGAGGUCUACAAUGAGAGUUUUAGUGACUCGUCUCUGCCCCAGAGUUGUAGGAGGGCAGUGUUGACUCUGUUGCCUAAGAAGGGGGACCUGCAGGACAUAAAAAACUGGAGACCGGUCUCUCUUUUAUGCACGGAUUAUAAAAUGCUUUCCAAAGUCCUGGCGAACAGACUAAAGAAGGUGAUGGAUCAGGUCGUUCACAGGACUCAGACAUAUUGUGUGCCCGGCAGGUCUAUAGUUGACAAUGUGUCACUAAUUCGUGAUUUUUUGGAAGUCUCUGGUUCGUUGGGCUUUGAUGCUGGUCUGAUUUCACUGGAUCAGGAAAAGGCUUUUGACCGGGUUGAGCACCGUUACCUUUGGAAAGUUUUGCAAAGGUUCGGCCUCAGCCCUGGUUUCAUUGCCAAGAUUAAGGUCUUGUAUGAGGACAUUGAGAGUGGACUUUUUAAGGCAUGGACUCUUUUUAAGUGGAACAGACUGGAACCUGCAGCUUCACUGUUCUGGCUCCUGGAGGAGCCUCUAAUCCACGGGGCCCGAUUGGAUGUUCAAGACAACAGUAGACCUGGUCUCACCCGGCGUUUGUGUUCAGCUGGGUCAGUGAAGUUGAGACGCGUAGUGGACGCUGCAGGUGCAGGACUCAACAACAUAGAGGCAGUAGCUUCUCUGUUGGGCCUGCAGUCGCAUCGUCACACCAGAGACAUUUUGAACACUUGGACUAACAGACUGAGUAGUGCAGAAAUGGAAAUGCUACAGGACUAUUUUUCUGGAAUAGACACUCCCGAUGGAAGGGAUCCAUUCCCUGAACUGGGUCUUACAAUAGACCACACUGGAUUGACGGGACCAUUGUUGGUCUAUAACAAUGCUGCUCCUGCAGACCUUUACAUGUUGAACGGGAAAGCUCUGUAUAAAUAUUGUGUUCAAGCUUUGAACAAGAGAAAGUUGAGUGGGAGAACGGAUAAUGUGUGGAGAAAAGAAAAUGCAAAGAAGUGGCAGCUGUUGAACUUUGUAGUUGGACAGGCCAAACUGUCCAUUUAUAAGAGCAGGAAGUGUCGAGUAGACGGUGUUUCAGGAAGAGAGCUGAUGCCAGUGUUUAAGGCGUUGGUGAAAGCCAGAAUCAGACACUUUAAGCUGCUGGUGGAGGAGCUGCAUGUUAAAGGAGAAGCGAAGAUCAAGAACGCCAUGAAGGAGUCCUUCAAAAUCCUCAAUGAGGCGAGGUUGAAAGGUCAGGGCAGCAUGUGUAAUCAGGCCAUCAUGCUGAUCACAGACGGAGCCAUGGAGGACUUUGAGUCGGUCUUUGAGGAAUUCAACUGGCCUGAUCGCAGGGUGAGAGUCUUCACCUACCUGAUCGGCAGAGAGAUGACAUUCGCUCAGAACACCAAGUGGAUCGCCUGCAACAACAAAGGUUACUACACACACAUCUCCACGCUGGCCGACGUGCAGGAGAACGUCAUGGAGUAUCUGCACGUUCUCAGCCGGCCAAUGGUCAUCAACCACGACCAUGACAUCAUCUGGACGGAGGCCUACAUGGACACUGUGCUUCCCAACACCAAGGAGCUCUUCACCACCAAAGCUCAGAGUCUCCUGCUGAUGACGUCGGUGGCGAUGCCGGUGUUCAGUAAGAAGACGGAGACGCUGUCCCAUGGGAUCCUGCUGGGCGUGGUCGGCUCUGAUAUCCCACUGAUGGAGGUGAUGAAGCUGGCGCCCAGAUACAUGCUCGGAGCUCACGGCUACGCCUUCCUCAUCACCAACAACGGCUACAUCCUGGCUCACCCUGACCUUCGACCUCUGUACAAAGAUGGAAAGAAACUGAAGCCAAAGCCGAACUACAACAGUGUGGAUCUGUCUGAGGUGGAGUGGGAGGACACAGAGGAGAAGCUGAGGACGGCCAUGGUGAAGGGAGAGACGGGCAGCAUCAGUCUGAACAUCAGAGCAUCAGUGGAUAAAGGGAAAAGACCUCUGUUCCUCACCAAUGAUUAUUUCUACACAAACAUCGAUGAGACGCCUUUCAGCUUCGGCAUGGCGCUGACGAAGGGUCACGGCAGGCUGAUGAUCAUGGGAAAUGUGUCUGUGGAGGAAGGGCUGCAUGAUCUCACCUCUCCGGACCUCUUCAUUGCCUCAGAGUGGACUUACUGUGAGACAGACAUCGACCCGGCCCACAGAAAGUACUCCCAGCUGCAGGCCGCCAUCCGCUACCUGCUGGGGAAGGAACCCGACCUCGAGUGUGACGAGUUGUUGCUGCAGCAGACGCUGUUUGACGCCGUGGUAACGGCUCCGCUGGAGGCCUACUGGAACGCUCUGAUGCUCAACGACAGGGUGGAGCCUGGAGUGGAGACGGCCUUCCUUGGUACUCGCUCCGGCCUGAUGAGGGUGGUGAGAUACGCAGGAGUGGAAAGCAGAGUGGCAAGAAAGUUCCUGACUCCGGCUGAUAAAGACAACCUGUUCACCAUCGAUCACUUCCCGCUGUGGUACCGCCUGGCUGUGGAAAACACUCCUGGGAUCUUCUUCUACUACCCGGUCAACGACAAAGGAGUGAAGUUCAUUGUGGCGACGACGGCGGUGACGGUUUCAUCUGAAGGGAGGACCGCCAUGGCUGGAGCUAUCGGGGUGCAGAUGUCCUUGGAUUUGAUGGAAAAAAGAUUUUGGGCCAUCGCCAAACAGCCUGCCGACACAGACUGUACGCUCAUCGAAGGCGUUUGUCCUCUGAGCUGUGAGAGCGCUGAUCUCAACUGUUUCCUGGUCGACAACAACGGCUUCAUCGUGCUGUCGAAAGAGAGGAACGAGAUUGGACGUUUCUUCGGCGCGGUGGACGGCUCCGUCAUGGCAUCGCUGAUAAAGAUGGGAAUGUACAAAAAAGUGUCGUUGUUCGACUACCAGGCCAUGUGUAAGAACAGUCAUCAUCACGCCAGCAGCGCUCGGCCUCUGCUCAGUCCGUUUUAUGUGAUCGCUGCGUUGAUCAGAUGGUUUUUCUCCAACGCUCUGAUGUUCUUGCUGGACUUUAACCUGUGUGGUCUUUGGCACUCUGAUUACUUUGUGGACGCCAAGGCCGGCUAUCACACCUCUCAUAAGCAGAAGAAGGUGGAUGCGUUGACACCAUGUGAUACAGCGUAUCCCGGCUUCAUGUACGACUCGUCUGUCAGAGAAGCAAACAGCCUCAUCAAGUGUGGACGCUGCCAGAAGAUGUUCGUGGUGCAGCAGAUCCCAGACAGUAAUCUGGUUCUGGUCGUGACUCAGGCCGACUGUGACUGUUCUCGUCAGUACGGACCGAUUGUUCUCGACCCCAAAGAGAUCAAAUAUAACGCCACAGUCAAGUGCAACAGGAUGAAGUCUCAGAAGGUGCGACGGCGUCCAGAGUCCUGCCACGCUUAUCAUCCAAAGGAAGAUGCGAAGGAAUGCGGCGGGGCAGCGGCCGUUUCCAUGACGAUCCCUCUCUUCUCCGCCUCUCUGCUCGUCUCAUUGGUGAUCCACCGCUGGACGUAA